This is a messenger RNA of Erythranthe guttata (spotted monkey flower), 891 nucleotides long. RefSeq names its product PPR containing protein. The record is from RefSeq and is a predicted model, not a curated record. Lineage: Eukaryota; Viridiplantae; Streptophyta; Magnoliopsida; Lamiales; Phrymaceae. Gene Ontology annotation, biological process: Group II intron splicing; chloroplast organization. Gene Ontology annotation, molecular function: protein binding; RNA binding.
AUUUUAUUUAAUUAGUUUUGACGAUAACAUUUUUUAUUCAGAGGAGAAAAUGGUAAAUUAUCUUCAAUACAAGACUGGUAUUGUCAUUUGACACAUAUCCCACGCUCUCUUAUCCCUUUCUAUCCAAAUCCCCCACCACAAAUGGCUUCCACAGCACACUCAAACCUCACACUCUUCUCCAACUCCACCACCACCACCGCCGCCGCCCCCGCCACCAACAUCCGCCGCACAACCACCAUACGCUGCGGCCCACGCGACAACCGCGGCCCGCUCCUAAAAGGCCGAAUCCUAAGCAUCGAAGCAAUCCAAGCCAUCCAAUCCCUCAAACGCGCCCACAGAACCGACCCGUCGAAUCUCCCCACCCAUCUCUUCUCCCGCCUCCUGAAAGCCGAUCUCACCGCCGCAUUGAAGGAGCUCCUCCGCCAGGAACAAUGCGCCCUCGCCGCCAGAGUCUUCUCCGUCAUCCGAUCGGAGUACGGCGCCGACCUCAGCAUGUACGGCGAGAUGGUCGUCGCCCUGGCCAGGAAUGGAUUGACGGAGGAGAUCGAUCGGCUGGUUAAUGAGAUGGAGACGGAGGGGCUGAUCCGGUGCGACGAGACCAAGGGGCUGUUGAGGCUGGUCAAAGCGUUGAUUUUUGCGGAGAGGAAAGAAUCGACGGUCAGGAUUUAUGGGAUGAUGAAAAGCAGUGGGUAUGAAAUGGAUGAGUAUUUGGGGAGGGUUUUGAGCAAGGGUUUGAGGAGGUUUGGGGAGGGGGAAUUGGCCGAUGAGAUUGAUCUGGAAUUACGUAGGUUGUAUAGGGGUAUUUUCGUCAAACCAUGAGUUUACUUUGUAGUUGGUGUUCUUAAUUGAAAAAAAAAAAAGAAAAAAUAGAAAUAUUUUUAUUGAGACCAA